UGCCAAAAUAUCCCCUAAAGCCAGAGUACCCGUCACAAUGGCUUAUCUUUUUCUCAUGGCGCCACAGCACUGAAAAUCCGAACCAAAAACCUCAUCUCCGGCGCUCAAACGAGAACCGACAUCGCCGGAAUGGCUCUGUCCACCGCAAGGAUAUCAGAGCUCCCAUUCCACACCCCCAUCCCCUUAUGCUCCCACCCCUCCUUCUCCAUCUCCUUCUCCCUCUCCCUCCGCCGCCGCUUCCGUUUCCUCUUCUCCUCCUCCGCCUCCCUCCGCACCACCCACUCCGACGUCCCAACAAACCCCCGUGGCGACGAAACGCCCCGGAAACGUUCUGACACUGCUCUCCGCCCCAAACCUCCUUCGGCGCCAUGGCUCCGGCAAUGGAGCCCUCCUGACACUCAAAUCAGUGAGCAGAAGAUCUCCAAAGAGGAUCGCCUUUGCUUGGAUCGCUCCGACGGCGGUAGCACCUCUAUUGAGAGAAUCGUUCACCGGCUGCGCAAUCUCGGGCUUGGGGUUGAGGAUGAGGAGGAAGAGAAGGAGUACGCCGACGACCAGGCACCGUUGGAUGGUGAAGAGCGAUUGAGUGAGUUGCUGCAGCGCCGCUGGAAUCGCCCAGACCUUCUUGAGAUUGAUAAUGUGGUGCUCCCGUGGGAGAGAGAUGAGAAUGAUGUCCGGCUUUUGGAUGAGGAGGACGGUAAGGGUUUGAAGAUGAGGAGGGUGAGGGCGCCGACCAUGGCGGAAUUGACAAUCGGGGACUCGGAGCUCAGGAGGCUGAGGCGGCUUGGGGCGACGCUAAGGGAGAGGACCACUGUGCCGAAGGCUGGGGUUACUCAGGCUGUGCUGGAGAAAAUCCAUGAGGCGUGGCGAAAGUCGGAGCUUGUGAGGCUCAAGUUUCAUGAGGAUCUGGCACAUGAUAUGAAGACAGCACAUGAGAUAGUUGAGCGUCGCACAGGAGGACUGGUUAUAUGGAGAUCUGGAAGUGUUAUGAUAGUUUAUCGAGGAAGCAACUACAAAAGACCUUCAAGCUUUCAGCUUCUUGAUGCCCAAGCCAUUUCUAUUAAUGAAAGAGAUAAGUUAUUUAUUCCUGAUGCUUCUGGUGCUGAUAAGUUGCCUGGUGAUAAUCAAGAUUCGUUUAUCACUGUUGAGAAGAUAAAACCAUCACCUCUAAGUAUUGAGGCUGGUGAAAAUAUGACGGACGAGGAAAUAGAAUUCAAUCGCUUAUUAGAUGAUUUAGGUCCUCGCUUUGUUGAGUGGUGGGGAACUGGAAUUUUACCUGUAGAUGCUGAUUUACUGCCUCAAAAUAUUCCUGGCUACAAGACACCGUUUAGGCUUCUUCCCAAUGGAAUGCGGUCACGUCUUACAAAUUCUGAGAUGACUAAUUUGCGGAAGUUGGCAAGGAAACUUCCCACUCACUUUGCUCUUGGGAGAAACAGAAAUCAUCAUGGCCUUGCAACUGUUAUUCUAAAGCUUUGGGAGAAGAGUUUAGUUGUCAAAAUUGCUGUCAAACGGGGGAUUCAAAAUACAAACAACAAAAUAAUGGCUGAAGAGCUAAAGAAACUGACCGGAGGUAUAUUACUGCUUCGAAACAAGUUUUACAUUGUUAUAUACCGCGGGAAAGAUUUUCUUCCUCCAAGCGUAGCAGCUGCUUUGGCUGAAAGGGAAGAGUUGACGAAGGAUAAUCAAGAUGUUGAAGAGAAAACACGCAACAGGAUAUCUUUGGAUCCUUGUACGGAAGGCAUUGAAGGACAUGCACUUGCAGGUACUUUAGCUGAGUUUCAGGAAGCUCAAGCACGAUGGGGAAGAAGUAUAUCUGUUGAAGAGCAGGAAGAACUGAGAGAAGCAGCUUCGCGGUUCAAGGCUGACAGGCAAUUGAAAAGAAUUCAACAUAAGCUUUCUCUAGCUGAAGCUAAAAAGCUACGAGCUGAGAGAUUGUUAGCAAAGAUAGAGACAUCUAUGAUUCCAGUCCAUCCUUCUGAUGAUAUAGAAACAAUAACUGAUGAAGAACGUUCCGUUUAUCGUAGAAUGGGCUUGCGGAUGAAGGCAUACUUGCCCCUUGGCAUUCGCGGUGUUUUUGAUGGUGUCAUUGAGAAUAUGCACUUGCAUUGGAAACAUAGAGAACUGGUGAAACUGAUCUCCAAACAAAAAACUCUUUCAUUUGUUGAGGACACAGCUCGACUGUUGGAAUAUGAGAGUGGUGGAAUAUUGGUUGCAAUUGAAAGAAUUCCCAAAGGCUUUGCAAUUGUUUAUUAUCGUGGAAAGAACUAUCAACGUCCCAUCAGCAUAAGACCUAGAAAUCUGCUAACGAAGGCAAAGGCGUUGAAACGUUCAGUUGCACUUCAACGUCAUGAGGCACUCAGUCAACACAUAACUGAGCUGGAGAAAACAAUAAAGCAGAUGAGAUUGGAUUUGGGUUACCCAGAAGUUGAGGGAGAAAAUUCUUGCGAAUCGGACCAAAUAGAAUCUGGCUAUGAGUCAUUCGAAAACCAUGUUGGAGAUAUUGAAUCCUCUAUUGUGUCUGAGAAUGAUGAUGCUAAUAAUGAAAAUUUUGGCGAGUUUGAAAAUAUGGAGUAUUUGGACAAGUUCUAACAGAGAAUUUAUUUCGGUGAUGAUAAUCCAUCAAAGUGUUCUAUGCGUGCAUCAUGUAACAAGCAUCAAAGAGUUACAUCAAAGAGUUGUAUUCAGCUAUCAAGAGUUUAUCCAAUAGAUGGGGGCUGUCUGCCUUGUCUUAACAAGGUAGUUCUCUGGUUUUCCUGACUUUGGAUUUACUUCAAGCACUUCAAGUGUGGCUGUUCACUGUUCAAAUGCUAGUUUAAUGUUUUCACCAUUUCUUGUUGCAUUGUGCAUUACUUUCUGUAUCUAGCGCGUAUUUUGCUGACAUGAGUAACAAUUGUUAGCUAUGUAUUUAUGUUUUUUGUAAAUUACAAAUUCAUUGAUCCAUUAUACAUUGUUCCUCUGUAGAGGCUAUCAAAAUCCACCAGAAAACUCAUUUUUUUU
Dioscorea cayenensis subsp. rotundata (Guinea yam) is the source of this 2994-nucleotide messenger RNA. Its product is annotated as CRM-domain containing factor CFM3A, chloroplastic/mitochondrial. NCBI's taxonomy places the organism in Eukaryota, Viridiplantae, Streptophyta, Magnoliopsida, Dioscoreales, Dioscoreaceae. The transcript is spliced from 10 exons. Bases 130 to 2586 code for a protein of 818 amino acids. Gene Ontology annotation, molecular function: mRNA binding. The record is from RefSeq and is a predicted model, not a curated record. Gene Ontology annotation, biological process: RNA splicing, via transesterification reactions.